AUGAGUGGUUUUGAUCGUUCAAGCCGAGAUAUUAGUCUUAAUGGAACUAUAUUGAGAGCUACUUGUAAACAGGCUGAUGGUACAACGGAUUCGCAUGCAACACUCGAUCUUAACUCAUGCAUUGCCAACAUUAACGGAAAAUUAGUUCCCAGAUCUGGUGGAAAUUUUGCUGCAUCAUGCAGUCAAAUUCGUUUACAUGGCACAAUACUUAGUUGUAUGGCAAAUGGCAUUGAUGGCAAUGAGGUUCCAGCCCAAAUCAAUCUCUCAAAUUUCAUCGCAAAUACCGAUGGAGAACUUGUUCCCAGUGAGUGA
This is a messenger RNA of Rotaria sp. Silwood1, 312 nucleotides long. The record is from the annotation of a GenBank genome assembly. Lineage: Eukaryota; Metazoa; Rotifera; Eurotatoria; Philodinida; Philodinidae.